GCAGCGGCACCGCAGCGCCAGGCGCCGCCGCCAGCCCCAGCCGGGCGGGGAGGAGCGGGCCGGGGCCGGGGCCGGGGCGCGGCCAGCCGAGGCGAGGCGAGGCGAGGCGGGAGCCACCGCCGCGGUGCCGGGCGGCGGGGGGUGGGGGGUGGGCCGGGCCGGGCCGGGCGCGGCGGGGAGCCGAUGCGGAGCGAUCGCGGGCGGGCGGCGGCGGCGGGAGCAGCAGCAGCAGCCAUAGCCAUGGCGGGGCCCCGCUGAAGGAGGCGGCGAAGGAGGAGGAGGAGGAGGAGAGGGGAGGAGAGGAGAAACCUCCGCAUUCCCUCCCUCCGCGCCCCGUCCCCCCGCGCGGACCGCCCGCCCGCCCGCCUACCCCCUGCAUGCCCGGCUGAGACCGCGGGGAGGACCCAGCCACCCGCGGCCCCGCCGCCCGCCCGCCCUCUCCCCGUUCAGCGCGGACAAAGGGGGAGAGCGGGGCAGCCAGAGGAGGGGAGCGCCCGUCCCCGCCGCGCGAGCAUGGCGGACCGCAGCCUGGAGAGCGUGUCCCUGCCCCUGGAGGUGAGGGCCCGGCUGGCCGAGCUGGAGCUGGAGCUCUCCGAAGGUGACAUCACACAGAAGGGAUAUGAAAAGAAGAGAUCAAAAUUAAUUGGGGCCUACCUGCCACAGCCUCCCGCAGCGAAUGGAGCUGCCGCGGUACGGUGUAGACUGCAACACAGUGAAGGAGCUGCCAGAAGAAUGCUCCGCACUGCCAACAUUGGUGUCUGUGACAUCCGGGAAGCGGCCGCUAGAGAGAGAGCAGCCAGCACAGCAGGAAACCGGCCUCUCUUUUAUUUUCGUUUUGGGGUAGACCAGGCAUUACCACAAGAACGUCGAACUCCUGUUACUCCAUCCUCUUCCUCUCGAUACCACCGUCGCAGGUCCUCAGGGUCACGGGAUGAGCGCUAUAGAUCGGAUGUCCACACAGAAGCAGUUCAGGCAGCUCUUGCUAAGCAUAAAGAAAGGAAAAUGGCAGUCCCCAUGCCCUCAAAACGGCGUUCAUUGGUGGUCCAAACAUCGAUGGAUGCCUACACACCUCCAGAUACUUCUUCUGGUUCAGAAGAUGAAGGCUCCAUACAGGGCGACUCCCAGGGAACUCCCACCUCAAGUCAGGGGAGUAUAAACAUGGAACAUUGGAUCAGUCAAGCGAUCCAUGGCUCUACCACGUCAACCACUUCCUCCUCCUCGACACAAAGUGGAGGCAGUGGUGCUGCACACAGACUAGCUGAUGUUAUGGCUCAAACGCAUAUAGAAAAUCAUUCUGCCCCUCCAGAUGUUACCACUUACACCUCAGAACACUCAAUACAAGUAGAAAGACCACAAGGAUCAACGGCACGGGUGGCACCAAAGUAUGGAAACGCUGAACUUAUGGAGACUGGUGACGGAGUACCAGUGAGCAGCAGAGUGUCAGCAAAGAUUCAGCAGCUGGUCAAUACACUAAAACGGCCCAAACGACCACCAUUACGAGAGUUCUUUGUAGAUGACUUUGAGGAAUUGUUAGAAGUUCAACAGCCAGAUCCAAACCAGCCAAAGCCAGAAGGAGCACAGAUGUUGGCUAUGCGUGGGGAACAAUUAGGUGUGGUUACAAAUUGGCCACCUUCUCUGGAAGCAGCUUUGCAGCGAUGGGGGACUAUCUCACCGAAAGCUCCUUGCCUAACCACUAUGGAUACUAAUGGAAAACCACUGUAUAUUCUGACUUACGGCAAACUUUGGACCAGAAGUAUGAAGGUUGCAUACAAUAUACUACAUAAAUUAGGCACGAAACAAGAACCAAUGGUACGACCUGGAGACAGGGUAACACUUGUAUUUCCUAACAAUGAUCCUGCUGCUUUCAUGGUAGCAUUUUACGGCUGCCUGCUUGCGGAAGUUGUCCCCGUCCCUAUUGAAGUGCCACUUACAAGAAAGGAUGCAGGAAGUCAACAAAUAGGCUUUUUGCUUGGAAGCUGUGGAGUUACUGUGGCCUUGACUAGUGAUGCAUGCCAUAAAGGACUGCCGAAAAGCCCCACAGGGGAGAUACCACAGUUUAAAGGCUGGCCAAAGCUGCUGUGGUUUGUCACAGAGUCUAAACACCUCUCCAAGCCGCCUCGUGACUGGUUCCCACACAUCAAGGAUGCAAAUAAUGACACAGCUUAUAUUGAGUAUAAAACAUGUAAAGAUGGAAGCGUGCUUGGGGUGACUGUGACAAGGAUUGCACUGCUGACGCACUGCCAAGCUCUGACCCAGGCAUGUGGAUACACAGAAGCUGAAACAAUUGUGAAUGUAUUAGAUUUCAAGAAGGAUGUUGGUUUAUGGCAUGGGAUUCUUACAAGUGUCAUGAACAUGAUGCAUGUUAUAAGUAUUCCAUACUCCUUAAUGAAAGUGAAUCCACUGUCAUGGAUACAAAAAGUCUGUCAAUACAAAGCAAAAGUUGCCUGUGUAAAAUCCAGAGACAUGCACUGGGCAUUGGUGGCACAUCGAGAUCAGAGGGACAUCAACCUUUCCUCACUGCGUAUGCUGAUAGUGGCUGAUGGUGCAAACCCAUGGUCUAUUUCUUCCUGUGAUGCGUUUCUCAAUGUCUUCCAAAGUAAAGGUCUAAGACAGGAGGUCAUUUGUCCCUGCGCUAGUUCACCGGAAGCUCUCACUGUGGCUAUUCGAAGGCCAACAGAUGACAGCAAUCAGCCACCAGGCAGAGGAGUUCUGUCCAUGCAUGGUCUCACUUACGGAGUGAUUCGAGUGGACUCUGAAGAAAAGCUUUCUGUUCUGACUGUCCAGGAUGUUGGUUUAGUGAUGCCAGGAGCUAUAAUGUGUUCAGUGAAGCCAGAUGGAAUUCCACAGCUCUGUAAAACAGAUGAAAUAGGAGAACUUUGUGUAUGUGCUAUUGCAACAGGUACAUCAUAUUAUGGACUCUCGGGCAUGACCAAAAAUACUUUUGAGGUGUUUCCUAUGACUAGUUCUGGUGGCCCCAUCACUGAAUACCCUUUUAUAAGGACCGGACUACUAGGCUUUAUAGGACCAGGUGGACUUGUCUUUGUUAUUGGCAAAAUGGAUGGUUUGAUGGUUGUCAGUGGAAGAAGACAUAAUGCUGAUGACAUUGUAGCAACAGCACUGGCCGUGGAACCAAUGAAAUUUGUCUACAGGGGAAGAAUAGCAGUGUUUUCAGUGAGCGUGCUGCACGAUGAAAGGAUAGUUAUUGUUGCUGAGCAAAGGCCAGAUUCCACAGAGGAAGACAGUUUUCAAUGGAUGAGUAGAGUUCUCCAGGCUAUUGACAGUAUUCAUCAAGUGGGAGUCUACUGCUUAGCGCUCGUACCAGCAAACACACUUCCCAAGACGCCACUGGGUGGAAUACACCUGUCAGAAACCAAACAGCUCUUCUUGGAAGGAUCGCUGCAUCCUUGUAAUGUGUUGAUGUGUCCCCACACAUGUGUAACAAACCUGCCUAAACCAAGGCAAAAACAACCAGAAAUUGGCCCUGCCUCUGUGAUGGUAGGGAACUUGGUCUCUGGAAAAAGAAUUGCACAGGCCAGUGGUAGAGAUUUGGGGCAAAUAGAAGAUAAUGACCAAGCCAGAAAGUUCCUCUUCCUCUCGGAAGUGUUACAGUGGAGAGCUCAGACCACUCCUGACCAUGUGCUUUACACUCUACUCAACUGCAGGGGAACAAUAGCCAACUCGCUAACGUGUGUCCAGCUACACAAACGAGCUGAGAAGAUAGCUGUCAUGUUGAUGGAAAGGGGACAUUUACAAGAUGGAGACCAUGUGGCUUUGGUUUACCCACCAGGAAUAGACCUGAUUGCCGCAUUUUACGGAUGCCUGUAUGCAGGCUGUGUGCCAAUAACAGUUCGACCUCCACAUCCCCAGAACAUAGCUACCACGUUACCUACAGUGAAGAUGAUUGUGGAGGUGAGCCGCUCUGCCUGCUUGAUGACUACACAAUUAAUAUGUAAAUUGUUACGGUCACGAGAGGCAGCAGCAGCAGUGGAUGUCAGAACGUGGCCUCCGGUACUAGAUACGGACGAUUUGCCAAAGAAGCGGCCUGCACAGAUCUACAAACCUUCUAACCCUGAAACGCUUGCUUACCUUGACUUCAGCGUCUCCACAACUGGCAUGCUAGCAGGGGUAAAGAUGUCUCAUGCAGCCACUAGUGCCUUUUGUCGUUCUAUUAAGCUGCAGUGUGAGCUUUAUCCCUCCAGAGAAGUUGCUAUCUGCUUGGACCCCUACUGUGGACUUGGGUUUGUCCUCUGGUGCCUCUGCAGCGUUUAUUCAGGACACCAGUCUAUUUUGAUUCCUCCCUCAGAACUGGAGACCAAUCCCGCUCUGUGGCUUCUUGCUGUGAGUCAGUACAAAGUGAGAGACACAUUUUGUUCCUAUUCGGUCAUGGAGCUUUGUACUAAGGGACUCGGUUCGCAAACAGAGUCACUGAAGGCAAGGGGACUGGACCUUUCACGUGUACGGACAUGUGUAGUAGUGGCUGAAGAACGACCUCGGAUAGCUCUUACUCAGUCAUUUUCAAAAUUAUUUAAAGACCUUGGUCUCCAUCCACGGGCUGUCAGCACAUCACUUGGCUGUAGAGUUAACCUGGCAAUAUGUUUACAGCCUCACAGGCUGGGGAAGCUGGCCGAGCAGGGAACAUCUGGACCAGAUCCCACCACAGUGUAUGUUGAUAUGAGGGCACUGAGGCAUGACAGAGUUCGUUUAGUUGAAAGAGGAUCUCCACAUAGUUUGCCCCUCAUGGAGUCAGGAAAAAUCCUCCCAGGAGUACGUAUCAUUAUUGCUAAUCCAGAAACAAAGGGACCCUUAGGAGAUUCUCAUCUUGGUGAGAUAUGGGUUCACAGCACUCACAAUGCCAGUGGAUAUUUUACCAUCUAUGGAGAUGAAUCUUUGCAAUCAGAUCAUUUCAAUUCAAGACUCAGCUUUGGAGACACACAGACUAUUUGGGCUCGAACUGGCUAUCUGGGGUUCCUGAGAAGGACAGAACUCACAGAUGCAAACGGAGAGCGCCAUGAUGCACUUUACGUUGUGGGUGCAUUAGAUGAAGCCAUGGAGUUACGAGGGAUGAGAUACCAUCCAAUCGAUAUUGAAACCUCUGUAAUUAGAGCACACAAGAGCAUCACAGAAUGUGCGGUGUUUACCUGGACAAAUUUAUUGGUCGUUGUAGUUGAGCUGGAUGGAUCGGAGCAAGAAGCUUUGGACCUGGUUCCUUUGGUGACCAACGUGGUCCUGGAGGAACACUAUCUGAUUGUAGGGGUGGUGGUGGUUGUGGACAUUGGUGUAAUUCCUAUCAACUCCCGUGGAGAGAAACAACGUAUGCACCUACGAGAUGGAUUUUUGGCAGACCAGCUAGAUCCCAUCUAUGUGGCCUACAACAUGUAGUCUUGUACCUUAAAGCUUCCAUGGACUUUACUAUAGAUGUAUAAAAUUUUUUGGUGUCCACUAAAAAAGUGCGCAGAUAAGAUGCUGACACUCAUCAGAAUGGAACUGUUUCUAUUACGACUUUUCAAAGCAGUCACGAUUGGCAGGAAAUAAAAUGUGAAAUGUUUUCUUUUACCACUAAAUUUUAGAGAAGAAGGACUAUGGGGUAAGGCCCUUCAGUGUGUUGGAAAAGCCCAUUUUAAACUUUUUUUUUUUUUGCUUAUUGGACAAUACUGCUUUUUGAGUAAAUGUGGCUCCGUAUUUUACAUUAAGUAAGCUGAAGUAGAUUUUUUUUUAUUCUGCCCUCCAAAUGGAUUCUUUUAAAACAAUUUGCAUACCAAUAGAAAUAAUUGUUUUCUUCAUUUGUUUUAAUAUGUCAUAAAAAGCUGAUGAAUACAGAUCCGUUACUAACUUAAGCCAUUUUAGAUCCCACAUCUUAGGAAACUAUGUAGUGGUACGAGGAGAAUACCCAAAGUAGCACCUUUCAAUUAGAAAUCUUGCAGCUUUCUGUCGGAGAUGCUGAAAGCCCAAAGGCCAAAGAGCCUUUGCUGUUAGCGUUAGGAUGGAAGAAAUUUAUAAAUAAGGUGUAUUUCGGCAAUGAACUUGCAAAUAUCUUUGUACUAAACUAAAAAGAUAAAAUAAGUUAACUUCUUCUGUAAUUAUGUACAAAACGUUUAAUUUAUUUUGAUCUCUUUAGAAGUAUAAAAGAGAAAAAACAUUCAAGAAUAUUAAACUCUUGAAAUGUUUGCUAAUAUAAAAACAAAGUGUUGUAUUAUCUUGAGUGGAUAGUAUCACAUCAAAUAUAUAUAUAUGAAAUAUAAAUUCACUAAUGACAAAAGAUUUUAAAGUUUAAAAUGCAGUACUUGUCACUUGCAUGGUGUCUCCCACUGUAGAUAAUCAAAUGUUACUCACAAAUUUUUUGGAAAAAAAAAAAAAGCAAUCUUGGAUUGCUAAGUACCCCUGUCGAAAAGAAUCCUCUAGAUACCAGCAAGUGGAAUUAUUGCUGCCUUUAAGGCAGUGAAUGAAUUUAAGACUAAAAAUGCACUACAAUAAUUUUCUUUUCUUUGCCAUGGAGGCAACAAUAAAUAUUCGUGCUGGCAUGUGCAUACACUUGUUAGACUUAGAAAAGGCAGGUUGAGGAAUAGCACUGUUGUCUAGCUGCAGAACUUUGUUGCACAAUUUUUUUCAUUGUUUUAGUUGGUGUUUUUAUUGCUAUAAGGAAAAGUUUUGGGGUUAUUUGCACAGAGUUAUCAAUUUGCCUCUCAGCUAGGACACGUAGCUCGGUGGCCAAUGCAUCCAGUUUACAUUUACAGGAAAUGAUUGUUUCGAUGGUCUUUAAUUUAUUCCUUACCAGAGAGGAGCGUACAGUCACUACAACCGAGUUGGCACGAAUCGUGCCUCUGCUAACUGGUCCCUAAACGCAUUAAAACACCAGAGGAACCGAUCUGCCUGUUUAAAGAACGGAGGAGUCCCGCGGUCUCGGACCUGAGGCCAUCACGGGAGAAGAGUAGGAAAACAUGCAUCACAGCUGCCUUCAUUUUACUACCUUUGGAUAAAAGAGAGGUUUGAUUCCCCAGUUCUGUUGUCUUCCCUGCACCCCGUGCCCCUUUUUUUGAAACCUUCCCCUUCCUUCAUGUGGUUGUAACUGAACUGACCUGUUUGUGAUCAAGAGUGGGAUGUACCAGCUGCAGUCCAAGAAUGCUUUUCUUAUUGUCCCAAAUGACGUUCAUGUGCUGGCUCUCAUUACCGGAUAUGCAUGACUAAGAUUGUUGCAGGGCAAAUGUAACCAUGUUUAUAUCGCGUAUAAGGGAGUCUCGAUGCUGGGUGUUUAAAAUCUUUUUAAAAGGUAGGGACGUUUUAGUCUGCAUGUACAGUACAGAGCAUCGUGUCACGUCAGACGCGUUUUUCUUUCAGGCCAUCCUUUCCGCCUUCACUGUCCUGUGAAUAGCCCCGUUCAUGCUCUGCAGACCAAUCCUAUAUUUUGUCAAAUUCAUUUUCUGCUCCCUAAAGAGAAUAAAAUCUGUUCUUAACGGCAAGUUGUUGUAAGGUUUCAGACAAGAUGUUGAUUGAUUACAAACAUAAUUGCAGUGUGUGAACUAACUUGUGAAGUCCUGCUAUCGCUGAUCUCAGUACUGCAAAACAAAUCUCGCUGUCGUUCAAACCAUCACUUUAACCUUCACGAAGUCAACUUUGCAUUUGUAGAGAAUAAAAGACCUGCAAUGCAGUUGUGAAACGCAGUUAAUAACAGCUCUCUUCUGCAACCUGUCAUCCGUGGUUGUUAAAUCCUGAGUUAAGAGAAAUGAGAAACUGAAUUUCUGGUUUUGUUGUGCAAGCAAAAGGAAGGAAACAUUUAAGCACCAUCAGACUGAGCAAUAAAGAAGGAUUGUUCUGUAUUAGAAGUUGUACUGUAGAUAAACCAUUCAUGAGAAUGUAUAAAAUGUUUGUCUUGUGACCUUGUGCUUUUGGAGUCAGACAAAACCAUGUAAUCAACUUGAUGCACAUGCACAAAAAAAGAGGGUACACAAUGAACAUUUAAACACAAAACUAAUCAAACAGGAGCAGAUUCCUCAUGGUGCUUGUUUAUUAUAUAUAUUUAAUCCUGCUUGACACUUUACCCAAGGGAAGACUGUCCCUUUUAUCAGUUGAAUGUUAGCAGCGUUAUUUCAUAGAGUGUGGUGACUGGUUAGAGAAAUUCAUGUAACUCAGCCAAUCACAGUUUCAAACAAAAAUUUUUAUGUGCAAAGGACAGCAACCUUCUUGUAUGUUAAACCACCAGUACGCUUUGUACAUCUGUGAUAACGCCUGUUUUAUAUUCAAAUGAACAAAUAAAAGCUUUUAUUUUUGUUGCUCUGAAAAUAUCAGUUUCUUAAUUAGUCAUCUAAAAUGGAGCUUCCGAGAGCUGCGGACGCUCAGUGGAGGAACAUGGAGAGCUAUACUGUAAUUUUAUUUUGUUUACCUCUCUUGUUGCAUAAUUUAUUAGUACGAAUCAUACUUUUAACAAUGUUUAAAUACUGGUGUGGGCAUUUAUUGCUGAAAGACUUUCAUAUGGCAACAAAUGUUUUUUGUGAAAUGUUUUUUUAAUUCUUUUUAAUAUAUUCAAAUAUACUGUUCACAUUUUUGCUGAAAGUGUAAAGAUUAUUGUAAGCUUGGUAACAUUUUGUGAGAAGCAAUAACAAGCAUUAGUACUGUAAAA
Phalacrocorax carbo (great cormorant) is the source of this 8611-nucleotide messenger RNA. NCBI's taxonomy places the organism in Eukaryota, Metazoa, Chordata, Aves, Suliformes, Phalacrocoracidae. The record is from RefSeq and is a predicted model, not a curated record.